UUCCUAUCCCACCUGCGCAAAGGUGGUUGCUAAGGAAGUGACGAAAUUUGCGUUUUGUUCCCUCGAUGCCAGAGACGACGACAAAUGCAACAGAUUUCGCGUGGGCGCGCGUUGAGCCAGUCGCUCUACGGUGCGAAGCGCAGCUGUUGCGCGUGAAUGAGCUUCGGGGCACUGCGGCCUUCAUUUACUCCUGUUGAUCACCACCACUUCAGCCGAGCCAAGCCAAGCUCGAAACUUCCAAACAUCCUGUUUUUCAUUUCGGUCAUCGGAGGGGUGGCCGAGCAGUUGCAGUUGGGUCGUGUGCGGGUAGGUCUUGGCUCAUCCGGCGUAACGCCAACGCGGCUUCUGUAAUGCUCAUCGCCACGGGUCUGCUGAUCGAGUUUUUCUUGGCACUUCUGAUCGCACGCACCGAAGCUGUCACUUGGCACGAGCUGAAGGCUGCCCUGGGCAAGCGGAGGCACCUGCAGUGGGUGCGUGACUUGCGGCCUUUGGUUCAAGAUCAGCUGCUGUAUGCGGGUGAGCUCCCUUUGGGGGAGCAGGAGACCUUCCACGAUGUGCUGCGCAACAUUCUCGUGCCCCGCACUGUUGGCAGCCAGGGCCACCACAAAGUGCGACAGUUCCUCCGUGAGUCAAUGGAGCAACUUGACUGGCAUGUGGAGGAGGACAAGUUUGAGGCCUCAACGCCACAUGGCAACAAGGUGUUCAGCAACAUCGUCGCCACCUUGGACCCCUCGGCCUGCCACCGGCUGGUGUUGGCCUGCCACUACGACUCCAUGGUCCACAAGCGCGGGGUGUUCCUGGGUGCCACCGACUCUGCGGUGCCCUGUGCCCAGCUGAUCUACUUGGCCACAGUGCUCGACGACAAACUGAAGGAGCAGAAAAGGCGGGGUGAUGGCCUGACCCUGCAGUUCAUCUUCUUCGAUGGCGAGGAGGCAUUUGUGCGCUGGAGCUCGAGCGACUCCCUCUACGGCUCACGCCACUUGGCGUCCUUGUGGCACCGCAACAGCACCCAGGGUUACAGCCUCGAGGGUUGCUUGCCUCGCUCCGACAUCACCACCCAGAUCGAUCGCAUGGAGGUGAUGGUGCUCUUGGAUUUGCUGGGUGCGCCCGAACCACGCUUCUACAGCUACUUUGUUGACACAAGACCUGUAUACGACCGGUUCGUGGAUAUUGAGAGCCGGCUGAAUGACAUAGAUGCCAUGGAGACCAGGUGCAGCCGAUGCCGGACCAAUUACUUCAUCAACUCAUCGCAGCUAGCUCUCAUUGAAGAUGACCACAUUCCAUUUUUAAGGAAAAAUGUGCCCAUUGUGCACGUGAUACCCAAUCCAUUCCCAAGCGUCUGGCACACCUUGGAUGACAAUGCAGAGAACCUGGACCAUCCAACCAUCAACAACCUGAACAAGAUAUUCAAGGCCUUUCUCACCGAGUACCUCCGUCUCUGAUAGCUGAAUCGUUUUCUAUUAUAUUAAUAUUAUUAUUAUUA
This is a messenger RNA of Dermacentor silvarum, 1483 nucleotides long. RefSeq names its product glutaminyl-peptide cyclotransferase. The record is from RefSeq and is a predicted model, not a curated record. The coding region runs from base 351 to 1442 and encodes 363 amino acids. Gene Ontology annotation, molecular function: glutaminyl-peptide cyclotransferase activity; zinc ion binding. Lineage: Eukaryota; Metazoa; Arthropoda; Arachnida; Ixodida; Ixodidae. The transcript is spliced from 9 exons.